GAUGCCAUUUCAUAGUGCCAAGUGUCUCUUUCUUCUAUCUCUGCUGGUGACUACUCAAGGAAAGAGUUGUAUUCCUAGUAAUAUUCAUUUCCGUCCGCUUGGCAGCCCAACUAGAAAACUUUGCAACACAACAAGAUGGGACAAAAGUUGCUAUUCUGUGAAACAUAAACGACAGCAACGUUCAACCACUAACCAGGUUCCCUCAUCGUCUUGUGUUGAAAAUUCAGAAUUACCCAAACACCUUGUAGUCAAAAAACUAGUUCCAAUACCAGAAAUAGAAAAUAUCGACCAAUUUGUGUUGUUUUCUGAUUUGCACUUGAGAAAAGAUAACCUAGAAACUUGUAUACAAGUAUUAAAACAAGUACACCAAGUAGCAUAUGAAAGGAAUGCAGGUGUUCUAUUUUUAGGUGACUUUUGGGACAGAAGAGGUUCUUUACCAGUGGAACCUUUGAAUGCUGCUAUUGAAGAACUACAACGAUGGCAACAGCCGUUGAUCAUGAUUCCGGGUAAUCACGACCAAGUUUCUUAUGAUGGAACGGUUCACUCCUUAUUGCCCAUUAUGGUGUCUUUGAAACACCCUGCAGCCUUAGUCAUUGACCAACCAAGUAUUUUUCUGGAUGCUUUAUGGAUUCCUUUUAUUCGCGAAGAUGAUCUGUUUACCAAAGUUAUCUCUUCAGUCUCUCCCUUGUGGAGUCAGAUAGACGCAGUCUUUUGUCAUACCGAUAUUCAAGGUGCUCAAUGGAUACGAAAUGAAAGCCAUUCUUCGUUCAAUUGUACAAAAGGAGUUUUACCGGAUUGUUUUCCAUCCCAUGUUGCGGUAUAUUCUGGUCAUUUUCAUAAACCACAGCAAAUACCCAAUACACAUAUUCGAUACGUUGGUUCUCCAUAUCAAGUUUCUGCGAUGGAAAGUGGACAACAAAAGUAUUUGUUACGACUAAGUCGCAGUCAUCGUUGGUCUGUACAGGAAACCAUUCCCAUUUCAUUAGGUCCUAAACAUUAUUAUUACCAUUUCGGUGAUAUUCUGAACAUUUCAUCCUUGGAUUUCUUACAACCUGGAGACCGAGUAUUUCUUCAAGUCAACUCCGAUAUUCCAGAGUCUCAGAUUGCACCCAUUCUGGAACAAGUGCGGCAACAAAAGGCAUCAGUAUUCACAUUUCUUGAUGAACCAGACAAGGAAAACUCGGUUUCUUCUAUAGAAUCCGAGAAUAGUCCCGCAGAGUUGAGAGAUCCUAUCAGAAUAUUACAACAAUAUGGAGAUGUCUACAAAUUGUCUUUAUCCGUAAUGGAUGUUGGAAAGGAAAUCAUUCAACAAGUACUUGCUUCUCAAGAACAUGCAUCUUUCGAUGGUCAACAAUCCAACUCUAUUGAUUUAGUUUUGGAUUGGGUACAUAUCGAUGGUUUUGGUUCUUUUCGUGAUUCGGUAACUUAUCCAUUAUCCAAUCGAGGACUGGUCAUCUUAACUGGUGAAAAUGAGGAUGAUAUAACCAGUACAAGCAAUGCCAGUGGGAAGACAACCUUAUGGAUGGCAGCGUUGUGGUGUCUCACUACUUGCACGACUUUUUGUUCUCAUGUGAUUCACGAUGACCGCAAAGAAGCUCAAGUCACCGUUUAUGGUCGAUGGAAUGGACAUAGUUUACAAGUAACUCGUUGUAUACAAAGAAAACGUGCUUCUCAUCGACUACGCAUUUGGUUGGAUGGAGAAGAAUGGACUUGUCAAGAAAUACGUGCCACUCAACAACAACUCGAUCGAUGGAUCGAUACACGGUUGUUAUCACAUUGUGUAUUCUUUGGACAGCAUACUUUUCUAUAUGAUUUAUUUGCUUCCAAUGACCGAGAAUGGAAGGAACAACUGAGUCGGUUCAUUCCUUUGAAUAUAUGGGAAGGUUGCAAACACUAUGUUCGAAACAGGCUCAAGACGUUGGAUGAAAGUAUUCUUCGAUUGCGGUCGCAAAUAGAAACCACCGAAAACUGGUGCAAGCAAUUGGAAUCGAGAAUAGAAAUGCAACAAAUGGAAUAUCAACGUUUAUUAACUCGUGUCCAUUUAAGAGAGAAUGAUGUUUUGUAUUCAUCUCAUUUAGAUAGAAUGGAACACCAUACGAGUCAUUCCGUGACAAGUGUACCACAACGUGAUCAUUAUGACGUUUUACAACAGUUGAAUGAUCGAUUACAAGAUAUCCAAGAAGAGAUACAUGACACCAAACAAAGGUUGUAUGAUUUGCAACAUGGAAUAACCACAAUACAACAACAAAUAGCAAACCAUCGAAAUCAGUACAAUUAUUUGGAAUGCAUAGAACAACAACAUGAUGAAUGGCAACAACAAUAUAAACGAUGGAAGCAACAAAGAGAUGAUAGAAAGAAACAAAUACAAAGUAUUUUGAAACAAAAGCCAACACAACAGCAAUUCCAUGAACAAUUGCAACGUUUACAACUGCAAUGGGACGAGUGUCAAUAUGAGAUGAAACAAAAGUCCCGACAAUGUACACAAUGGGAAGAAGAAUGGACACUAGGAAAGCCAACUGGGGAUCGAAAUGGAACAAAAGGGGCCUAUUUAAGAUGGAAACAAUGGGAAUUAAGAUAUCAACGAUAUCAAGUGGAAUAUUCCAAAGUAUGGAAUGAGAAAAUGGUUUUACAAACUCAAUGGGAAAAAGUAGGAGGAAAGGAAGAAGAUGAAUGGAUAUGUGAUUAUUGUUUACAACCUGUGAGUCCAACGCAUCAUAAGAAAGCACUCGAAAAUUUACAAAGAACAUAUCAAUUAAGUGUACGAAGAGAAGAAAGAAUGUCCAAGAUAUUGAAUCACAUUCAACAUCAUAUGGACCAAGCCAAACAAGAAUAUCAGCAACUUGUAUAUAAUUCCAUGGCCAAAGCCAAACAAGAAAUAAAUGAUAUCCAAAUAGAAAAGGAACGAAUAGGGGAAGAAAGAAACGAUGUGCAACAACAAAUCAUGCAAUUGAAACAACUUUUCAAGGAAUGGCAACAGCUUGAUGAAGAACAAAGUUGGAAAAAUCAUUUGAUAAUUCUUCUUGGUCAAUUGUUGACUGAAAAGAAGAAGAAGGAGGAGGAGGAGGAAAGAGUUUCUAGUAAAAGUGGCAUCUCAAAGGAAUCAACCUAUGAUGUGUUCAAUUGUGAGCACUUGAGUAAUCUUAUAAUGAAAACAUUGCAACGGAGGAAAGCAGUAUAUCAACUAGAGUUGGACAAUCAAUGGAAAGAAUAUGAGCACUUACAAAAGGAAUAUGAAGAACAAUCGCAACGUUUGGAAGAAUGGAAUAACAAAGCAUCUCAAUGUCACAAGGAAAAGAGUGAAUGUGAAGCUCGUAUCAAAUAUUUACAGAAAGAAAAGGACUUGUUGGAAAAGGAAGCCAUUCUCAACUCACACAAUCCUCUUGUUUCAUUUAUUCAAAAGGAAAGAGAAGAUUGGGAACAACAGAACCGAUAUUUGGCUACUUGGAAUGAAGAAUUGCGUCGAAUAGAAAAAGACCAACAAGUUUUACAGCAAUUGGAUAAAGUAUUUGGUCCUCGAGGUAUACCGCAUUUUGUAUUGAAACAAGUACUUUAUGAACUGCAACAACGCAUCAAUUCCUAUUUAUCUAUGAUCAGCCAUGGACAUAUCCAAGUGGAGUUGAGACCUUUUACUUGUUUAAAGAGUAAAAAGGAGCAAAUGGUAGAAAUGAUUGAUAAGAAGAUACUUGUCAAGAACAGUCAUGGUUCAUUUUCUAAUAGAAGUUAUUCGCAACUCUCAGGUGGACAACGUCGACGUUUGGGAGUUGCAUUGGCAUUGGCAUUUCAUGAUAUAGGAGAACGAAGAUGUGGCUUUCAUUGUAAUAUCAUGGUUUUAGAUGAAGUUUUCCAACAUUUAGAUAGCGAAGGGAAGAAGAGAGUUGCCAACGUUUUGGAAAAGUUGGAUAAAGAAUCCAUUUUUGUGGUUGUACAUGAUAUGGAUGAAGCUAUGAAUCAUCUUCCUCGUGCCUUUCAUGAUAUUGUAAGGAAGCAAGGCGAUGUAUCCUCGGUAACUGUUGAUAAAAGUUGGUGAAUAAGAAGAGAGUUGUGUAAACUCUUUAUGCAAUUAGAAAUAAAUACAUUCCAUUGUGU
This is a messenger RNA of Galdieria sulphuraria, 4086 nucleotides long. RefSeq lists its product as uncharacterized. The coding region runs from base 2 to 4027 and encodes 1341 amino acids. The transcript is spliced from 4 exons. NCBI's taxonomy places the organism in Eukaryota, Rhodophyta, Bangiophyceae, Galdieriales, Galdieriaceae. The record is from RefSeq and is a predicted model, not a curated record. Gene Ontology annotation, molecular function: hydrolase activity.